GAAGGCCACAACCAUUCCCGUUCACCAAAAGCUCUAAUUAGCAAUGGCAAUGAGGUUACAGUCACUGCUGUUGGGUGUGCUACUACUAACUGGCUUUGCAGCGGGAGAUAGUAAAACUACUGCUGUUAUACCUAGUCGUUAUAGCAGUGCUUCCCUGAACAGAAGCAGUUUUCCAUCAGGCUUUGUAUUUGGUUCAGCUUCAGCAUCUUACCAAUAUGAAGGUGCAUGGGAUGAAGGUGGUAAAGGACCAAGCAUAUGGGAUAACUUCACCCACCAGUAUCCAGAAAAAAUCAUUGAUGGAAGCAAUGGGGACGUGGCUGAUGAUCAAUACCACCGCUAUAAGGAAGAUGUAAAGAUUUUGAAGGAUAUGGGAUUGGAUGCUUAUAGGUUCUCUAUCUCAUGGUCCAGAUUGUUACCAAAUGGAAAGCUAAGUGGGGGUGUGAACAAGGAAGGAGUACAAUACUACAACAAUCUCAUCAAUGAACUCCUAAACAAAGGUGUAACGCCAUAUGCGACAAUCUUUCAUUGGGAUCUUCCUCAAGCUUUAGAAGAAGAAUAUGGUGGUUUCUUAAACCGUCAAAUUGUCAAUCAUUUUCGAGACUACGCAGAACUUUGCUUUAAGUUAUUUGGCGAUCGGGUAAAGCAUUGGAUCACACUAAAUGAGCCAUAUACUUUUAUUACUUUUGGCUAUGCAUCAGGAGAAUUAGCACCCGGGCGAUGUUCUGCUUGGCAGAACUUAAACUGCACCGGCGGUGAUUCGGCUACCGAACCCUAUAUAGUAGCACACCACUUCCUCCUCGCUCAUGCACAUGCUGUUAAAGUGUACAAGACUAAAUAUCAGGCAUCUCAAGAAGGCGUGAUAGGAAUAACAUUAGCGACAAAUUGGUUUGUGCCGGUUUCUAACGCAACGCGUCAUCGGAAUGCUGCAAAUCGAUCUUUGGAUUUUAUGUUUGGAUGGUUUAUGGAGCCAUUGACAAGCGGCCAAUAUCCGCACAGUAUGCAAGUUCUUGUUAAAGAAAGAUUACCUAAAUUUACACAAGAAGAAUCCAAGUUAAUAAAAGGGUCAUUUGAUUUUGUUGGAAUGAAUUAUUAUACUACUCACUAUUCAAGCGAUCAACCUCAUAAUAAUUCUGCAAAUGCAAGCUUCCUGACCGAUGCUCGCGUUUUUGAAUCAACCGAGCUUAAUGGAGUCCCCAUUGGUCCUCCGGCUGCUUCAAGCUGGCUAGUUAUUUAUCCAAAAGGCAUUCGAGAGAUUUUACUCUACGCAAAGCACAAAUAUAAUAAUCCGCUCAUUUACAUUACUGAGAACGGCCUUGACGAGUUCGAUGAUCCCACAUUGUCACUUCCGCAAUCCCUCAAUGAUACCCACAGAAUUGAUUACCACUACCACCACCUCGACUAUCUUCGAAAAGCAAUCAAUGAUGGUGUAAAUGUGAAGGGAUACUUUGCAUGGUCAUUGCUGGACAAUUUUGAAUGGGCUUCUGGAUACACCUUACGAUUUGGUUUCGUCUAUAUAGAUUACAAUGAUGGACUUAAGAGGCACCCAAAACUCUCAGCAAGCUGGUUCAAAUGUUUCCUUGGAUAAUGGUGAAGAUAUCCUGCUGCGGUUGUUGUUCGUGAAAUAAAUAUGCCAAGCAUAUCAUUUCCCUAUUUUCAUAAUUGUAUUCCUUUAUGAAUGUUCUUCCUUUUUCGUGAAAUAAAUAUGCCAACUAUAUAUGGAUG
Malus domestica (apple) is the source of this 1722-nucleotide messenger RNA. RefSeq names its product beta-glucosidase 13-like. Lineage: Eukaryota; Viridiplantae; Streptophyta; Magnoliopsida; Rosales; Rosaceae. Gene Ontology annotation, biological process: carbohydrate metabolic process. The record is from RefSeq and is a predicted model, not a curated record. Gene Ontology annotation, molecular function: beta-glucosidase activity.